AUGUGUUUGAAAAGAGUUCUAUGCAAGAGAUCAUUUUGCAAGAGAUCAAGAUCAAUGAGUACCAAAGAGAAGGUACCUACUAAGGCACCUGCAAAAGACAAUGCAAUAAAAGACAAGACUACUAAAACCCCUAGCAAAGCCCCUAGUAAGGCACAACCUAUACUUUUAGAAUGUAGUGAAUCAUCCCUUGGUAUGGGAGAUGUUGCAAGGUUCCAUAUCCGGGUGUACAAGCGAGAACUUUCACAAGCAGGUCAUGGGACAGACCGGUUAUAUUUACGUAUCCGUAACGAGCAAAGUGUGAUGGUACGUCCGAUUUACUUAUCUGGCCCUUAUUCAUUGUACUGUGAUGUACGCCCUUACAACUAUCAUGAGGAACACGAUUUCCCAGAGGAUAUUGCAUUUUGUACAGAUCUCAAGCCAAGCGAAUCUUUUAAAGUGGUACUUUUGUUAAACGCACAAUCACGUGUGGGUAAGACAAACGAAUAUUCCUGGACUGUAGAUGUAAUGUCUCAAAUGGCUGUUGCAACAAGGCCCAAGAUCUCAUACAGUCUUCGUAUUGCCACCAAUAAGUUAUUAACUAAGAAAACAGGUACACCUACACGCACACGUGGGUUCCAUUGCAAACGUAUGGAUACUCAAGAAUUAUGGAAUUUGCCGCCCAAGCGUCCUCAUCACCCAGUACACUUGGUAAUUCUUACACAUGGGAUUUUUGCCAAUAUCGGCUGUGAUUUGUUAUAUAUAAAGGACAAGAUUGAAGAAGCUGCUGCGAUUAAUGAUAAAAAAGAUAAGAAUAAUGUAGUGGUUCGUGGGUUCAUGGGUAAUAUGGGUAAAUCUGCUCGUGGGAUACGAUACUUGGGUACACGUGUAGGUAAGUAUGUUCUUGAAGAAUAUGAUCGAUUAAGUAAAUCAUAUAAAGUGGAUCGAAUAUCAUUUAUCGGUCAUUCGUUAGGUGGCCCCACUGAAACCAUGGCUAUCCAUUACAUCGUGGAGGCUCGUCCAGAAUUUUUCAACCAACUGAAACCAGAAAAUCUAGUGACAAUGGCAAGUCCCUUUUUGGGGGUCAUUGCGGACUUCCCAGCAUAUGCGGCGCUAGCACUCGAAGCGGGGGCUUUGGGUUCCACAGGACGUGAUUUAAGUCUGCGCAGUUCUAUAGGUCCGACGGAAGAAUUGCCUGUUCUGGCAGAGAUCCCACAGGGUAAAGCACGACCUGUGUUUGAAAGUUUCAACAAGAGAACAUUAUAUGCUAAUGUAGUUCAUGAUGGGAUUGUACCAUUAAGAACUGCAGCACUAUUAUAUGUUGAUUGGAACAGUUUAGCAGAGUUUAAUAGGGGGAGACUAACGGCACCAAUAUCAGAGGGUAAACCGCCAACGCCAACGACAACGACAACACCAACACCAGUAUCAGUGUCGGAAGAAGAUCAACAACAAGAAAAACUGCAGGAGGUCUCGCCGACCAGCUCACGUAGCACAGCAGAGAUAUCUCCUGGUGCAGAGCCACCAGCAUGGUCGGAGUCACGUGGCCUGUUCCAUUCACGUCGUCGUAAGAAAUUUGGACUAUCUCAAACACUCCCAUUAACACCUGAACCUGAGACAUUGCCUAAGCCUCAGCCUGUUGAAGUGGAACCAGCUCCACCACCAGACCCAUCGCAAUUUGUUUCAGCAAUGCAUGUGCUACUGGCACCAGAACCCACACAAACAUAUAUCCGUAACCCUAGCUCACGUCAAGACGCUGUGGUACACGACCGUAUUUAUGAACCACAGGAAUUACCGCCACCACAUUACCAAGACAGAUCCCUUCUUCAAAAAGUGGUAUAUCCUAACGAACGAGCCAACAGAGUACAAGAAGGCAUUGCACGUGCAUGGCAGGAAACUAUGACGUGGCGCAAAGUUCUGGUGGAACUUCGACCAGACUCUCAUAAUAACAUUUCAGUAAGACGGCGGUUCACAAACUUGUUUGGUGCAGUGGUCGUGGCUCACUUAGCACGCGAGCAUUUCGGGACAAAUGACAGCGCAUAA
Molecule: messenger RNA, 2016 nt
Organism: Henningerozyma blattae CBS 6284
Lineage: Eukaryota; Fungi; Ascomycota; Saccharomycetes; Saccharomycetales; Saccharomycetaceae
Product: putative hydrolase
Exons: 1
Coding region: 1-2016 (671 amino acids)
Molecular function (GO): monoacylglycerol lipase activity
Source: RefSeq, a predicted model, not a curated record